GCCGGGCUUGGGGUGGACCGGCAGGGAGCGGGAUGGGGACCAGGAGGGCGCUGCCGAGGAGGCUGUGUGACAGGCUGCGGAUGUGACAGGGUGUGAUCUUCUGUGUCAUGGUGUAUGUGAUUGUGCGCGACUGUGACCGUCUGUCUCCGGUAUAAAAUUCCGAGUCUGUGUGUGUUUGUGCGUGACUGUCUCCUUAAGUGUAACUGUGUUAUUGUGUAUGGGUUUGUGAGAGAUUGCGGGUGUGACAUUGUGUGUGUGUGUGACUGUGUUUGACCCCUUGUCCCUGUGGAUAUAACUGCGUUUGAAUGUGUGUGACAGAAGGUGUGAUUACGUGCCCAUGACCAUCUAUCUCUGCAGGUAUAAUUUUGUGUAAUUAUGGCAGGAUGUGUGACUUUGUGUGGUAUGUCACUAUGCAUGAGAUUGUGUGUGACUGUCUCUCUGUUGGAAUAACUGUAUCAUCAUCUCUAUCUUAGUGUUAAUACCACUGUGUAUGUAUGUGACAUUACAGUCGCAAUUAUGUGACCAUAUAUAUAUGUGUGAUUGGGUGAGAAUUUGUGUAUGUCAGACCUAGUGUGUGAUUGUGACACAGAAAGAUUAAAAUUACUCACCCAUAUUCACACAGUUACUAGGUGACAGAAUCAGGACUUAAGCCCAGGCUAUUUGGCUCCAGAGUCCUUGCUUUUAAUUGCUAAACUCUCUUGAUCUUUCCCACGCUGUGAGGGUGAAAAAUGGGGGCCCUGAGUUCUGAGGGUGUUGGAGAGGAUUGUCUGUGGUCUUGGACUCGGACCCUUCUGGACAUGGAACUUAACCUGGGUCUCUUCAUUUGGUCCCCUUGUGCUACUUAGAGCUCCCAGGUGCUGAGAAGACUUCACUGAUUCUCCUCUUGGGUUGCAAAGGCUUUUAUGGACAAAUUCAAGCUGCAUUGCACUAAGGAAAUAAUUUUCUUACAGAUUGAGUUGAGUGAAGAAAUGUUGGCUCUGAGAAGACGAGGAACUUGUUUCAGGCUGUGCAGUUUCUUGUUGGUUUGGUAUUGAAAUUUGUCAAUGUUUGCCUCAGGCUGAAUUUUUGUGGAGUAAUAAAGGACUUUGUUCUCCAGAAGAAAAAAAUUGAAGAAGGAAGGAAGAAUGGCUGUUGGACUAUGUAAAGCCAUGUCCCAGGGUUUGGUGACCUUCAGGGAUGUGGCUCUAAAUUUUUCCCAAGAGGAGUGGGAAUGGCUGGACUCAUCUCAGAAGGAUUUGUACAGAGAUGUCAUGUUGGAGAACUACAGGAACUUGGUAUGGCUUGGACUUUCCAUUUCUAAGCCCAACAUGAUCUCCUUAUUGGAGCAAGGGAAGGAUCCUUGCAUGGUGGAGAGAGAGAUGUCAGAUGGUCAAUAUGCAGAAUGGGACUCUUUGUAUGAAAUCAAGGCAUUAUCUCCAAAAUGGUACAUUGAUGAAGAGGAAAUAUCCCAGGGGGUGAUAAUGGAAAGACUUACAAGUUAUGGCCUUGAAUCCUCCAGUUUCAGAGAAGCCUGGAAAUAUGAGGGUGAAUUUGAGCAGCAUCAGGGAAAUCAGGAGAGGCAUUUCAGGCAAGUGACAACUCUUAAGGAAAUCUCUGCCAUGAAAAGAGACAAUGAAUAUAAUAAUUCUGAGAGAAAUGUUCUCUUGAACUCAGUACUUUUAACACAACAGAGAGUUCCCACAGUAGAGCAAGUACAUAAAUUUGAUAUUUAUGAUAAAAUGUUCCCCCCAAAUUCAGUUCUAACUGAACAUAAAAGACUACAUGCUGAGAAGGAAUCUUUGAUAGGUAAUGAAUGUGAAGAAUUCAACCAGAGUACAUACCUUAGUAAAGAUGCAGAAAUUCCUCCUGGGGAGAAAUGUUACGAAAGUAAUGAUUUUUCACAUCUUUUAAGUUUCCACUCAUUACUUACUCAACAUCACACAACUCAUCUUGGAAAAUUAUCCCAUGGAUACGUUGAAUGUGGUGCUGCCUUUAGCUGUUACUCGUUCUUUACUCAACCUCAGAGAAUUCACAGUAGAGAAAAACCAUAUGCAUGCAAUGACUGUGGAAAAGCCUUUAGCCAUGACUUCUUUCUCAAUGAGCAUCAGAGAGCUCAUACUGGGGAGAAACCAUAUGAAUGUAAGGAAUGUAACAAAGCUUUCAGACAGAGUGCACACCUUGCUCAACAUCAGAGAAUCCACACUGGAGAGAAACCCUUUGCAUGCAAUGAAUGUGGGAAGGCCUUUAGCCGUUAUGCCUUCCUUGUGGAACAUCAGAGAAUUCACACAGGAGAGAAACCAUAUGAAUGUAAGGAAUGUAACAAAGCCUUCAGACAGAGUGCACACCUUAAUCAACAUCAGAGAAUUCACACUGGAGAGAAACCCUAUGAAUGUAAUCAAUGUGGAAAAGCCUUCAGCAGACGCAUAGCCCUUACUCUACAUCAAAGAAUUCACACAGGAGAGAAACCCUUUAAAUGUACUGAAUGUGGAAAGACCUUUGGCUAUCGCUCACACCUUAAUCAACAUCAGAGAAUUCACACUGGUGAAAAGCCCUAUGAGUGCAUCAAAUGUGGGAAGUUUUUUAGGACUGACUCACAACUUAAUCGGCAUCAUAGAAUUCAUACUGGAGAGAGACCUUUUGAAUGCAGUAAAUGUGGGAAAGCCUUCAGUGAUGCCUUAGUUCUAAUUCAUCAUAAGAGAAGUCAUGCAGGAGAGAAACCCUAUGAAUGUAACAAAUGUGGGAAGGCCUUCAGUUGUGGCUCAUACCUUAAUCAACAUCAGAGAAUUCAUACUGGAGAGAAACCUUAUGAAUGUAAUGAAUGCGGGAAGGCUUUCCAUCAGAUCUUGUCCCUUAGGCUACACCAGAGAAUUCAUGCUGGAGAAAAGCCCUAUAACUGUAAUGAAUGUGGCAACAAUUUUAGCUGUGCUUCAGCUCUUCGACGACAUCAGAAAAUUCAUAAUAGAGAAACUCUCUGAUUAUGUAUAACAAGUAUAAGAAAGAAAACAUUUAGUCACCGUUCAAUCCUUAUUAAAUAAAUAUCAAUGAGUUCUUCAGUUAGUAAUUCUAUGAAUGUAGUACCUAUGGAGAAGCCUUCAGUUCAUGAGCAUCCCUUAUUUGAAAUAGCCUGAGUAGUAGACA
Kogia breviceps (pygmy sperm whale) is the source of this 3117-nucleotide messenger RNA. It is a transcript of the gene ZNF527, whose product is annotated as zinc finger protein 527. Gene Ontology annotation, biological process: regulation of transcription by RNA polymerase II. Gene Ontology annotation, cellular component: nucleus. Gene Ontology annotation, molecular function: RNA polymerase II cis-regulatory region sequence-specific DNA binding; DNA-binding transcription factor activity, RNA polymerase II-specific. The record is from RefSeq and is a predicted model, not a curated record. NCBI's taxonomy places the organism in Eukaryota, Metazoa, Chordata, Mammalia, Artiodactyla, Physeteridae.